GGCAUGGUCACUGCUCUCUUGGCACGCCUCGUCGUGCUCCUCGCGUGCAUCUGCUGCGUCAUCGCAGCCGGCGCCGACUUCUACAAGGUCCUCGGCGUCUCGAAAACGGCCGGCGACAAGGAGGUCAAGAAGGCCUAUCGUAAACUGAGCAAGCAGUACCACCCGGACAAGAACGACUCGGAGGAGGCCAAGGUCAAGUUCCUCGAGGUGUCGCGCGCGUUCGAGGUCAUCUCGGACCCAGAGAAGCGCAAGACGUACGACCGGUUCGGCGAGGAGGGCGUCAAGCAGCAGGAGGGUGGCGGAGGAGCCGGCGGCGGCGGCGACCCGUUCAACAUCUUCCGCAACGCGUUCGGGUUCGGCGGCGCAGGCGGGCAGCAGCAGCGGCGAGGGCAGAACAUGCUCGCCGAGAUCGAGGUCGACCUCAAGGCCAUGUACGAGGGCGACUCGCUCAAGUUCUCGGUCGCGCGCAAAGCCGUCUGCGAGCAGUGUGACGGUACCGGCGCCCGGAGCGAGAAGGACAUCGUCACCUGCCCGACCUGCGAGGGCCGCGGCGUCCGCCUCGUGCGGCACCAGCUCGGCCCGGGCAUCUUCCAGCAGAUGCAGAUGCACUGCGACCGGUGCGCCGGGCGCGGCAAGUCGAUCAAGCACCUGUGCUCGACCUGCAAGGGCCACCGCAUCGUCGAGACGACGUCGGAGCUCAACCUGCACGUCGACCGCGGCAUGCCCGAGGGCGCCGAGGUCGUGUUCGAGGGCGAGGCCGACGAGAGCCCCGACUGGGUCGCGGGCGACGUCAUUGUGCGCGUGCGGAGCAAGAAGGUAAAGGGCGGCUUUGCGCGCAAGGAGUCGAACCUGUACUGGAAGGAGCCCAUCAGCGUCGCCGAGGCGCUCCUCGGGUUCAAGCACCGCGUCAAGGGCCUCGAUGGCCACGACGUCGUCCUGUCGCGGACUGGCGUCACUCAGCCCGGGUUCGUCGACGUGAUUCACGGCGAGGGCAUGCCGAUUUACCACCUGUCGGGCCACGGCGACCUCUACGUCGAGUACCAGGUCGUCAUGCCUCCCAGCCUCACGUCCCAGCAGCGAGAAGCUCUCGAGCAGGCGUUCGGCUACCGGCAUCCGGACAAGGCCAAGGAGCACUCGGAGCUGUAGAUGCGAGGCCACCAGCGGCGGGCCUCGUCGAGCAAUAGAAUCGUCUUUCGUCCUUCU
Messenger RNA from Rhodotorula graminis WP1, 1203 nucleotides. RefSeq lists its product as uncharacterized. Lineage: Eukaryota; Fungi; Basidiomycota; Microbotryomycetes; Sporidiobolales; Sporidiobolaceae. The transcript is spliced from 9 exons. Gene Ontology annotation, cellular component: cytoplasm. The coding region runs from base 4 to 1146 and encodes 380 amino acids. Gene Ontology annotation, molecular function: Hsp70 protein binding; ATP binding. The record is from RefSeq and is a predicted model, not a curated record. Gene Ontology annotation, biological process: protein refolding; response to heat.